Messenger RNA from Schistosoma haematobium, 1422 nucleotides. RefSeq lists its product as uncharacterized. The transcript is spliced from 2 exons. The annotation marks the transcript as partial. The record is from RefSeq and is a predicted model, not a curated record. Lineage: Eukaryota; Metazoa; Platyhelminthes; Trematoda; Strigeidida; Schistosomatidae.
UUGUCGGUAUGGCAUAGUUUUGUCGCCGUUUCGGUUUUCAACAACAUGGUUGAGAAGACUGAGGAUUUAAAGAGCUCACUAACAAAUUUGGUUAACGGUUUAGGGUACAUUUUGUCUGAUCGUUUACGAAAUGUAGAUGGUGAUUUCGAUUUUGAGUUGUCUCUCACUGCUUCAUCUGAUCUGGACACACGAUUCAUGCUGAUGCUUGACAGGUAUAUAAUGCCUGGGUCUAACACAGACGAUUCCAUACCUGUUAAGAAUGCCUGGGUGAAGUUUGCCGCAAUGGCCUCUGCAUACGUCUACAAAAAUGUUGGUGAGUCGGUUUCCAAACCCCUUCGAAAAUGGCUGGCGAAUGCUGCCAGUGCUGCGAUUCUCGCUGGACUACUUGCAGAAGUCCCCGAAUCGUCGGAUUCAAAUGAACGAUCUGCUUCUGAUGGAGAAACACCUGUCGAACAAGUCUCCACACCUGAUAGAGUAGUGGAGAAUCGUCAAGAUGGUGCCUGGUACUAUGGCCGUUGGACCGUUGACAAUGUUGCUAGCAGUUGUGAAUUGAUGGAUGUGAUCGAUGUUGAAAUGACAGAUGCAUCUAUUCGAGUGAUGAUUGCUGCUGUUGUUAAUUAUUUCCAGGAGAACAGAUUCGCUCCAUGUGGGUUGUUGAGAGACAGUUAUGCAAGUGCGAUACUGAGAAGUGAUCUAAUGGAUAGGUAUGGGUUAACAGACGAACAUGAUAAAAUCGAAGCGAUGCGUAUUACUGGUAGUUGGGUCUCGAAACUGUAUGUGUUUCACAUGGCGACGAAGCAUCGUGAUUUGGAACAUCCAAUCAGACCUAUAAAUAAUGUUGGUUUGGUGCGUCCUUUGAAACUAGAUAUCAGUCAGUGUUUCGAGGACUUGACAGCUAGAUUUAUCCGUACACGAAUCGCACAUCAGAUUGCCAGUCGGAUGGUGCGAUCUGUGUGCAUAGUGUUUUUUGAAGAUUUGAAUGAAUUGAUUGAGUUGCGGAAGCUGUAUCGUCAAAUAUCCAGUGAUCCAUUUUAUUAUCACUCUGACUGUGAAUAUUUGACGAAUUCAUCUCGACCGUCAGUCAGUGACAAGAUGAGUAGUAUAUUUGGUCGAUUGGUCACCUAUUUGAGUGUUUUUGAGCCAAAUAGUCAAUUGUUUGAUUAUCCACAGUUGAAAAUGAAUGGUAGAACUCGAGAACAACACUAUGUUGAUUACAGUAAGAAUUGGAAGAAGAUACUGGAGACGAUUUAUACAGAGUUGUAUAUGCCAAGUGGAAGUCAUUUAUUGGAUGUACUUAGAAGUAGAUGCAAGAUUGCAGAAAAUAUCCCACAAAAUGAAGAACUUUUGAGAGAAUGUUGGAACGAAUAUGGUGUCGGUUGGAAUAUUUCGGAGUUUAUUUUCCGAUAUUCACUUAAUCGUUAG